AGCAGAACUGUCCGUAUCCACCCCGUUGACUAACCGGACCUUCUCUCGGUAUCACCUCCCUGUUUCGUCGCAUCUGCGCGCACAAUGCAAAGCAUCAGUCCAAUGCUAUGCUCGAGUUGGAUAAUCACCAGCUUACUCCCACCUGCGAAGGUUUUCUCUGUCAAUCACGAGGUGCAUCCAUUCUCCGAUCGAAUCUCUGGUUACCCUGAAUUGAAUUCCUACGUGGGUUCACUUCGCUGCUCGUUUGGUAACAGGGCUCGUCACUUGCUAGAUGCCCCUCAACAGCAACACCACUCCCAUGGAGCUCGAGCGUGUCCUUUGUUGAAUUUUCGCUCCUUUCCUCGCCCUCUUGGAUCCGGUCGGUCAAUGGCCGCCUCCGUGUCAGCACUAUCUUUCUCUGUCCACUGGUCUCGCCUCGCCAGACCCUUGCGUGCCCGUGUGAAUGUCGACCCCUGUGAUCCCCGUAGAAGGUUCUCCUCCUUCCCCUUCGGGUCGAAGCCGAACUCGUCCGUGGCAUUCGUGGGUCCCCGCCAUUUGAGCCCUGUCUUUGCCGACCCUCGCGCUUCCCCGUCGCCGGCGAAGAAAGCCCUUUCGGGAGAUGGGUUUGCUUCCGCGGCCGAAGGCGAAGGCGAUUUGACGAUUCCCGAGGAGAGGCCGCUCAAGUUUCUGCUGCGGGUCGUGUUCUGGGCUUCUCUGUCUCUGGCUUGGUUCGCGGCUUCCAAGGACGCGAAUGCCGCCGUUGAUUCCAUCAAAGCAUCGGGCUUUGGCUUGAAGAUCGCGAGCAGACUGCGGAGCUCGGGAUGGCCGGACGAAGCUGUGGUCUUCGCGCUCGCCACGCUUCCGGUGAUUGAGCUCCGCGGGGCCAUUCCUGUCGGUUACUGGAUGCAACUCAAGCCUUCGCUCCUCACCGUCUUAUCUGUUCUCGGGAAUAUGGUGCCCGUACCAUUCAUCAUACUCUACUUGAAGAAGUUCGCUACUUUUCUUGCUGGAAGGAACCGAUCGGCGUCCCGGUUACUUGAGAUGCUAUUUGAGAGGGCGAAGAAGAAGGCUGGCCCUGUGGAAGAGUUUCAGUGGCUGGGCCUCAUGUUGUUUGUGGCUGUGCCUUUUCCUGGAACAGGGGCUUGGACCGGAGCUAUCAUAGCUUCAGUUCUGGACAUGCCCUUUUGGCCUGCAAUGACUGCCAAUUUUUGCGGCGUUGUCCUCGCAGGGCUUCUGGUGAAUUUGCUUGUGAACCUUGGACUCAAAUAUGCCGUUGUGACUGGUAUAAUCCUCUUUUUUAUUUCCACAUUCAUGUGGAGCAUCCUUCGGAGUCUUAGGAAAUCUUUGAGCUCAUCAAACUGAUGAAUGGAAACUACUCAAGAUUUGAUGUUAAGUUAAUGGCAUUGAAUUCUAUACUCAUUUUUCUGGUUAAAUCAUAAGUGGCUGUCUCCCCUUCACUA
Molecule: messenger RNA, 1439 nt
Organism: Syzygium oleosum
Lineage: Eukaryota; Viridiplantae; Streptophyta; Magnoliopsida; Myrtales; Myrtaceae
Exons: 2
Coding region: 85-1341 (418 amino acids)
Cellular component (GO): chloroplast
Source: RefSeq, a predicted model, not a curated record